ACGGGCCGCGGGAGGUGGCGCUGGCGGCUCCCGGAGGCCCCAGUUCCCUUAGGACGGGGGCCAGGUGGACCUCACCUCUGGCUUCUCCAGCAUGCGUGGGCACCCGGGGGGCGGCUGCGGGCGCGGGGCCUAGGGAUGAUCUUCCCGGUCGCCCGCUGCGCGCUCCGCUGGCUGAAACGGCCGGGAGCCCGGACCCUGUCCCGCGCUGCCAUGGAGGUGGCCUUCCGAGGCGUGCGGAAAAUUCUCUGUGUGGCCGAGAAAAACGACGCGGCCAAGGGGAUCGCCGACCUGCUGUCCAACGGUCGCAUGAGGCGGAGGGAAGGAUUUUCAAAAUUCAACAAGGUCUAUGAAUUUGAUUAUCAUCUAUAUGGCCAGAAUGUUACCAUGAUAAUGACUUCAGUUUCUGGACAUUUGCUGGCCCAUGAUUUCCAGAUGCAGUUUCGCAAAUGGCAGAGCUGCAAUCCCCUUGUCCUCUUUGAAGCAGAAAUUGAAAAGUACUGCCCAGAGAAUUUUGUAGACAUCAAGAAAACUCUAGAACGAGAGACUCGGCAGUGCCAAGCCCUGGUGAUCUGGACCGACUGUGAUAGAGAAGGUGAAAAUAUCGGGUUUGAAAUUAUCCACGUAUGCAGGGCCGUGAAGCCCAGUCUGCCGGUGCUGAGAGCCCGUUUCUCUGAGAUCACCCCCCGAGCCGUCCGGGCGGCCUGUGAAAACCUGACCGAGCCCGAUCAGAGAGUGAGCGAUGCCGUGGACGUGAGGCAGGAGCUGGACCUGAGGAUUGGAGCUGCCUUCACGAGGUUCCAAACCCUGAGGCUUCAGAGGAUUUUUCCAGAAGUGUUGGCAGAGCAGCUGAUCAGUUACGGCAGCUGCCAGUUCCCGACCCUGGGGUUCGUGGUGGAGAGGUUCAAAGCCAUUCAGGCUUUUGUGCCAGAAAUCUUCCACAAAAUUAAAGUAACUCAUGACCACAAAGAUGGAGUAGUAGAUUUCAACUGGAAAAGGCAUCGUCUCUUUAACCACACAGCUUGUCUUGUCCUCUACCAGCUGUGCAUGGAGGAUCCCAGGGCAACCGUGGUGGAGGUCAGGUCUAAGGCAAAGAGCAAGUGGAGGCCUCAAGCGUUGGACACUGUGGUAUGUUCCAGAAGAGUGCGCCAGGUGCUCAGGAGCUCUGACUUCCCAUGGUACAUCAGCUAUCCUCGUACUGAAACAAACAUCUUCCCCAAAGACUUGAACCUGACCGUGCUGGUGGAACAGCAGACCCUGGAUCCACGCUGGGGGGCCUUCGCCCAGAGCAUUCUAGAGCGGGGUGGCCCCACUCCACGCAACGGGAACAAGUCUGACCAAGCUCACCCUCCCAUCCACCCCACCAAAUACACCGACAGCUUGCAGGGAGAUGAGCAGCGACUAUAUGAGUUCAUCGUGCGGCAUUUCCUGGCUUGCUGCUCCCAGGAUGCUCAGGGGCAGGAGACCACCGUGGAGAUCGACAUUGCGCAGGAACGCUUCGUGGCCCACGGCCUCAUGAUUUUGGCCCGAAACUAUCUGGACGUGUACCCGUAUGACCACUGGAGUGACAAGACCCUCCCUGUCUACGAGAGAGGCGCCUGCUUCCAGCCCAGCACUGUGGAGAUGGUGGACGGGGAGACCAGCCCACCCCAGCUGCUCACUGAAGCCGACCUCAUCGCCCUCAUGGAAAAGCACGGCAUUGGGACCGACGCCACUCACGCGGAGCACAUCGAGACAAUCAAAGCCCGGAUGUAUGUCGGGCUCACGGCAGACAAGCGGUUUCUCCCAGGGCAUCUGGGCAUGGGGCUCGUGGAAGGUUAUGACUCCAUGGGCUAUGAGAUGUCCAAGCCUGACCUCCGGGCCGAGCUGGAAGCUGACUUGAAGCUGAUCUGUGAAGGCAAGAAGGACAAGUGGGUGGUUCUAAGGCAGCAAGUCCAGAAAUACAAGCAGGUUUUCAUCGAAGCAGUGGCCAAAGCUAAGAAAUUGGAUGAGGCGUUAGCCCAGUACUUUGGGGAAGGGGCAGAGGUGGCCCAGCAAGAAGCCAUCUACCCGAGCAUGCCAGAGCCCAUCAAGAAGUGUCCACAGUGCAACAAGGACAUGGUCCUCAAGACCAAGAAGAAUGGCGGGUUCUACCUCAGCUGCACGGGCUUCCCAGAAUGCCGAUCGGCCGUGUGGUUCCCGGACUCUGUGCUGGAGGCCAGCAGGGACGGGAGUGUGUGUCCAGUGUGUCAGCCGCACCCUGUUUACAGGUUGAAGUUAAAGUUUAAACGUGGCAGCCUUCCCCCAACCAUGCCCCUGGAGUUUGUCGGCUGCAUCGGUGGAUGCGACGAGACGCUGCGGGAGAUCUUGGACCUGAGGUUCUCACGGGGGCCCCCCAGACCUUCCCAGCCAGCCAGUCAGCCCUCUAACUACCUGCAGGCUAGCCAGUCCCUGAAUAGAAUGGCCAGCGCCCCCCAGAUGCUGCCCCCAUCCGCCACCGCCGCCGCCACUGCCGCCGGGGGCAGCAACUCGGUGACCUGCAACUGCGGCCAGGAGGCCGUGCUGCUCACCGUGCGGAAGGAGGGCCCCAACCAGGGCCGCCAGUUCUAUAAGUGCAAUGGCAAUGGCUGCAGCUUCUUCCUGUGGGCCGACAGCAGCCCCUCGGCAGCCGGGGGGCUGCCCUCCUCCACGUCGAGACCCACUGGCGGCUUGCUGGGCCGUCCGCCUGCCACGGGGGACCGCCGGGGCGGGUCCGGCCGACCCGGAGAUGAGGAUGGCGGCGGGGGCAUGUCCUGCCUGUGCAGCCAGCCCGCUGUCACCCGCACCGUGCAGAAGGACGGGCCCAACAAGGGCCGCCAGUUCCACACGUGCGCCAAGCCCAGAGAGCAGCAGUGUGGCUUCUUCCAGUGGGUGGACGAGAACGUGGCCCCAGGGACUUUCGGAGCCCUGACCUGGCCAAGAGGCAAAGAAAUAACCCAGGGGCCAGAGGCCAGAAGCAAAAGAGCCCGGGCCAGUUCCACAGACACGGGGUCCAUGCCCAAGAAACCCCGGAAAUGCAGCCUUUGCCACCAGCCUGGACACACCCGUCCCUUCUGUCCCCAGAACAGAUGAGGCAGGGGAGGAGAGGGAGGACUGCUUCCUCAGACCUGCCCCUUUCUUCUCAGGAAUAAGCUGUUUUCACUAGGACCCACCCUACCCUGGAGGCCUUGAGGAAAGCGGUGGCUUUUGGAGCCUGGCCUAGCUGGGCUC
Molecule: messenger RNA, 3225 nt
Organism: Odobenus rosmarus divergens (Pacific walrus)
Lineage: Eukaryota; Metazoa; Chordata; Mammalia; Carnivora; Odobenidae
Gene: TOP3A
Product: topoisomerase (DNA) III alpha
Exons: 18
Coding region: 136-3087 (983 amino acids)
Biological process (GO): DNA topological change
Cellular component (GO): chromosome; nucleus
Molecular function (GO): DNA binding; zinc ion binding; DNA topoisomerase type I (single strand cut, ATP-independent) activity
Source: RefSeq, a predicted model, not a curated record